Molecule: messenger RNA, 1271 nt
Organism: Mustela erminea (ermine)
Lineage: Eukaryota; Metazoa; Chordata; Mammalia; Carnivora; Mustelidae
Gene: C1H21orf58
Product: chromosome 1 C21orf58 homolog
Source: RefSeq, a predicted model, not a curated record
UCUUCGGGGCCCAGUCCUGAAGGUGCGGCAAUGCCUGGGAGAGUCAGGACUGUCUCCCCACCCCCCUGCCCCAGGGCCUCACGCUGUCCCCUCUGGCCCCAGCUGCUGCUCAUUGCCUGCCCAAUAAGGCCCGCCCAGCUGCACCUGGAGAUGAGCAGUGUUUAUAGGCAACUCCUCGCGGGACCAGGCGGGGCCUGGGAAGGAGUCUCCGCGGAAACCUGGCCCCCGGGGGCCUUCCUGUGUCUGCAGCACCUACUGCAGCACCUAGCAACCACCGAGGCCACAUGGUCCUCUAGGGGGACCUGGCCACGCUCCCACACGCUCUCCUCUGGCAGCAGCGGCCAGUCUCCUGGAGAUAACCUGAGACCAGGGAGGGACCGUCCUAGGAUGCUGGACUCCUCAGUGGCCGAGGCAAUGACCCGACUCACCCUGAAGCUCUUGGAGAAGAAGCUGGAGCAAGAGCAUGAGGCUGUGGAAGGGGAUUCUGAGGACCCCCUGCUCCGAGCUGGAAAUGAGCACAGGCCGGACGCGGCCCUGCUGGACGCUCUGAGGAGGAGGCAAGCGCUUCUGCGGAGACUCUGGGAACAGCGUCUCCUAGAGGCCUCCCAGGCCCAAGGCCGGAGCGGGAUGACCAGAGGAGGAGCCCAUGGGUCCGCACUGCCUCCAGAGGUGCCCCCUGUGGGCAUCUACUCCCUGCCCCCGCCAGCCGUGGAGCCGCCACAUAUUAUCCAAUGCUCAGGCCCCCAGCCUCCUGCCACCGUCAUUCAACAGCUGCCCCAGCAGCCCCUCAUCGCACAGACCCCCCCUCUCCAGGCCUUCCCCACUCAAAGAUCAGGAAGUAUUAAGGAAGACAUGCUGGAGAUGAUGCUGAUGCAGAACGCCCAGAUGCACCAGAUCCUCAUGCAGAACCUGAUGCUCCAAGCCCUGCCCGCAGCGUUUCCGCCGUCCUGGGGACCACCGGCAGCGCCCCCGCAUCCUAUCCCCCAGAGGCCGAAGCCGCCCUCCGUGCACCACCACCACCACUACGCGCCCCCAGCCCCCCUGCAGGCCAUCCCGGCACCUGGCUCCCUGGCCGGGUACUCCACGUGGCCCGCGGUGGUCUCGGCCACGGCCCUCCCACCUGCCUCCAGCGUCCUGCCGGCCCUCCGCCACUUGGCCGGGCCCGCCCCAGCGGCCCUUAGCCCCUUCCCCAGGGUGGCAUCUGACGGCGUCCAGCCCGCACCAGCUCCGGGUGUGUGAGCCUCCGCACGUGGACUCUGGUGAGCCUCGGG